This is a messenger RNA of Microbotryum saponariae, 2400 nucleotides long. The record is from the annotation of a GenBank genome assembly. Lineage: Eukaryota; Fungi; Basidiomycota; Microbotryomycetes; Microbotryales; Microbotryaceae.
AUGGCCACCGCAUCGCAAUCGUCACCGCCAGUCCCCGUGGCCGCCGCCGCUGCUGCUGCUGCCGCUGCUGCUGCUGGGGUCAAGUCCGGCAAGCGAGCUUCGUGGCUGUCCCGCUCCACCUCGAGCGCUAAAGCGAGUCUGCAGAACAUGGCCAACAAGACCUCAUCAACACCAUCGUCCUCGUCGCCCUCUGGCUUCCACUCGACCCCGCUCGCGAUGAUCCCGAGCGCCUCCACCACCGCGGCGAACGUCAACGUCUCCACUGGCGCAGGCUCGUCCUUCUCGUCAACGUCGUCCCUGCUCAGUCGCGCCAGUUCGGUCAAGGGCAAAGGGAAAGCAAAGGCUUCCGAUCCGCACCUCACACAAAGCUCGAUGAGCAUCCCCAAUAUCAUCCUCGGAGCAGUCAAGGACGACUGGCCGUUGUACAGGUCAGUUCAUGCUCUUUCGGCGUUCGUCCGAGCUGAACAGGGACUGACAAUCUGAAAGACAUCGAUAGUUGCCGACCAGAAGAUUAUGAUAUAGGACAACCGAUAGGUAAGAGCGCCUGGUCGCUACGACACGGAAUCCGAGUUCUUCCUUCGAACGCGCCGAUUAGCUGACAAACUCUUCAAACUCUCCUCUCCCGCGCUUGCUGUCGACGAUAGGUUUUGGGUCGUCGGCGAUCGUUCACUUGGCGACGUAUUGUCCCGUCGAGCUCAAUGGCGACGCAUCGAGACCGACACCCAUCCCGUGCGCCGUCAAGAUCAUCGACGUCGACAAGUUGUCGAGCGUCGGCGAUAUAGAUCGACUAAGGAGGUCAGUUUACCCCACCUGGUUCAAAGCCCCCUGAACCUCCUUUUCUGGGUCGAGGUUGCUUCUUGCUCCGUUCUGCUUUGAGCUUUGAGCUAACAGCUCCAACCGUCUCGCAUGACAGAGAAACUCAACUCAUGGCUCUGUCAAAGCAUCCGAACGUGUUGCGCGUACGUGGCGAAUGGAUAGGAGGUACGUGCCCCCCAGCCUCACGGCUCGCGCGUGGAUCCUGUCUCUCAGGGGCAAAUGAUUGAUGUUUGGUCUCGGGACUUGGCUCGAAUACAGGCAGCAAGCUGUACAUUGCUUGUCGGUACAUGUCACCGGGAUCUUUGCUCGACAUUAGCCGCUACGCCCACCCCGACGGCUUCGACGAAACCGUGAUCGCGACCGUGCUCAAACAAACUCUCGAAGGCCUCGUCUACCUUCACCAAAACGGCUGGCUUCACCGAGAUGUCAAGGCGGCGAACCUGCUCGUCGAUGACGAUGGGACUGUACUUUUGGCGGAUUUUGGAGUUAGUUCGAGUUUGUUCCAUGAGAGUUCGUCGGGAACGACGACCAAAGAGGAGAGUGAGGCCAACAUGUUUUCGACGAGGAAGAGUUUCGUCGGGACACCGUGUUGGAUGGCGCCGGAGGUCGUGGAGAGGAAGGCUUAUGAUUCCAAAGGUAAGCGCAUCUUUGCUGGCCUAUUAAAUUCCGUGAGCUGAGACGCCUUGUUACUCGCAGCCGACAUCUGGUCACUGGGUAUCACCGCCCUCGAACUAGCCCAUGGUCGAGCUCCGAACUCACUCUACCCUCCCGCCAAAGUCCUAUCCAAGACUGUCAUCGACGCUCCACCGACGUUGGAAGGGUCUUACUCGAAACAUUUCAGGGACUUGAUCCAAUCCUGUCUCAACAAAGAUCCCAACAAAAGGUGAGGCUGGUGGCGUUUUUCAAAGCGCCGAAGCCACCAUGAUCUCACCCUGACUUGUCGCCUCGGGGGAUCCCACUUCCCACAGACCCACCGCGUACCAACUGCUUUCGCACCCCUUCAUCAGAUCCCAAGCCAAGAAGAAAUCGCACCUCGUUACAACGAUCUUGGCGGACUUGCCACCCUUGGAACGAAGACAGAAUCGACGAAGAUUGAGCGUCAUCACGGGAACGAGGCAUGAUUCGUCCCUUUCGUGGGACUUCAAUUCGACGAUCUUGUCACUCCAUGGUGGGAACUCUACCGGACGAGCCGGGGACGGGUAUGCUACACCACCCAGUCCUUGGAGCGGGAUCAACACCGCCAAUUCGGCCGGUGGAGAGCAGGACCCUUUCGCCAAAUUCGAUAGUGGAGGGACUCCCAAGUCUUCCAUCGGAAGGAAUUGGCCUAGUGCCGGGAAUAGGACGAGAGAAGUUUCGGUCCAGACGACGGGUUCGGGCUCGGGGAAGAGCGCGCAUCGCAGAGGGAUUAGUUUUGAUUUGAGUGAGGGGGGAGGUCGGAGUCCGAUUAGUCCUGGCUUGGGAGGGAUGGGGAUGGGGAGUCCGAAGGUGGAUGGGGGUGAGAAGCCUCGAGAGGUGCAGGAAAAGGAAAAGGAUCCGAAGAUGAUGGAGGAGGAGAGGACGAGGGAGGAGGAGAAGCCGCGAUAG